Molecule: messenger RNA, 4204 nt
Organism: Phyllopteryx taeniolatus (common seadragon)
Lineage: Eukaryota; Metazoa; Chordata; Actinopteri; Syngnathiformes; Syngnathidae
Gene: hip1rb
Product: huntingtin interacting protein 1 related b
Exons: 31
Coding region: 251-3427 (1058 amino acids)
Biological process (GO): endocytosis; actin filament organization; clathrin coat assembly
Cellular component (GO): actin cortical patch; clathrin-coated vesicle
Molecular function (GO): clathrin-cargo adaptor activity; clathrin light chain binding; phosphatidylinositol-3,5-bisphosphate binding
Source: RefSeq, a predicted model, not a curated record
ACCUUUUGGAGGGGGAGGAUCAUCCGGAACACGGCAGACCGACUACAUUUCCUCCUCUUGGCCGUGCUUCAUCACCGGCGAGGCGGAUUGGGAAUGUGUCGGUCUUACUAAAGGCGGCGACGACGACGACGACGACGAAAGAGCGGUCAUUGCAAGGCGAGCCCGUGUGCCGUUAUUCAUAUCUCUUUUUCUGUUGUUGGAUUUUUUUUAUGGGGAUUCGGGACGCUUGAGUCCGCAUCGGAAGUGGAGGAUGAACAUUUCGUCUCGGGUCAAGACCAGGCGGACUGAGGCCAGCCUCGGAGCCGAGAGGGAACACUUUGACAAGCAGCAGCUGAGCAGCAUUAGCAAAGCCAUCAACUCCACCGAAGCACCUGUGAAGGAGAAGCAUGCACGACGCAUCAUCCUGGGCAGUCAUCGGGAGAAGGGGGCCUUCACUUUCUGGUCCUACGCCCUGGGUUUCCCCCUGGCCACCAGCUCCGUCCUCAGCUGGAAGUUUUGUCACGUGCUGCACAAAGUGCUGCGCGAUGGCCACCGCAAUGUGUUACAAGACUGCAUGAGACAUUUCAGCUCUAUUGUGGAACUUGGCCAGCUUUGGGGCAACCUGCAUGACCGAUACGGGCAGCUGGUGGCUCUCUAUUCCAAGCUGCUUUGCACCAAAAUGAAGUUUCACAACAAGCAUGCCGAAAUCCCCACCAAUUUGGAGACCACUGACGAGGUGCUGGAGCGCACGGCAGGGACGGACAUCAACAACGUCUUCCAGCUCACAGUGGAGGUGUUCGAUUACAUGGAUGUCGAGUUGAAGUUGGCUGAGACAGUGCUGCGACAGCUUAACUCAUCCAUCGCCAUCUCCACGCUCACGUCUGGCCAGUGUCGCCUGUCACCGCUCAUCCAGGUUAUCCAGGACUGCAGUCAACUCUACCACUUUAUGGUUAAGCUGCUGUUCAAGCUUCACGCAUGUCUACCCGCUGACACUUUACAAGGCCAUCGGGAUCGGUUCCGGGACCAGUUCCAGAGCCUCAAGACCUUCUUCAACAGAGCCAGAGAGAUGAUGUACUUCAAGAGGCUCAUCCAGAUCCCCAGACUGCCUGAUUCGCCGCCCAACUUUCUGCAUGCGGCCUCCCUGGCCAAGCAUGUCAAGCUAGUGGUGGUCAUCCCCGAUGAGGAGGAUGGCGAGGAUGACGACGACGAUCCCGAGCCACUCAUUGACGUUAGUGAUGCAGUCAGCAUGCAGGCUGCCGCACCACAGGCAGACAUCUUCGAUCAGGCCUUCGGACCACCCAAUGGAGGCUUCGACGACAGGGAUGUCCAGAUUGAGAGCCUCAAGCGGGACCUGGAGAUGUUGCGAGCUGAGCUGGAGAAGGUGAAAGCUGAGGCCCAGCGCUACAUCACCCAGCUCAAGUCGCAGAUCAACAGCCUGGAGGCGGAAUUGGAGGAGCAGCGGGUCCAGAAGCAACGUGCGCUGGUGGAAAACGAGCAGCUCCGUAUGGCGCUGGAGGUUGCGCGCCGUCGCAACACAGAGCACGAAAGCCUACAGAGCACCUUCAUUGAGGCGGAACAAAGAGCCCAGGCCACAGAGCAGCGCUACAAUAAACUUAAAGAGAAGCACACAGAGCUUGUGGCCAGUCAUGCUGAGCUACUUCGCAAGAGCGCAGACACUGUGAAGAUGCUGUCUGCCACCCAGCAGACUCAGGAGGAGGUGGAGAGGACCAAACAGCAGCUUUCGUUUGAGGUGGAUCGGAUAAGGCAAGAAGCUGACAUGAAGAUGGAGGAGCAGAAGUUUGAGAUGGAGAAACUCAGGAGAGAGCUGUCAGAGAAGAUGGCAGAAAUAACACACAUUAAGGCCAACCUGCAGAGCAGCGAGCUGACUUCUGCUCAAGUCAACAGCACCAUGGCCGCUCUGCAGGCGGAGAAGGAGCGGUUGAUGCGCUCAGUUAGCGAGAAGGAUUCCGAGCUUUCGUCCGUCCGCCAGAGUGCGCAACUGCAACAGUCUACGGUCCAACAGGAGAAAGACAAGAACAACAAGGAGCUCAGCGAGCUGCAGGCCAGACUGCAGGAGAAGGGCAGACAGGAGGAGCUGCUGAAGCAGAGGCUCCUUGACGAGCAGUUUGCGCUGCUGCAGGGCACCGUCACAGAAGCAGAGAACAUCAUCCAAGAUGCCGUGGCCAAACUGGAUGAUCCUCUCCAUAUCCGAUGCACCAGCUCCCCAGAUUACCUAAUAAGUCGAGCGGAGGUGGCCCUGAGCUCCAUUGAUAAAGUGAAAAAAGGCCAAGCGGACUAUGUGAAAGACAUGAAGGAUGCUGGAGGGCUGCUGAGGUCGCUGACUCAGUUCUCCCACUCGGCUGCGGACACCAUCAUCAAUGGCAGUGCCACAGCGCACAUGGCGCCCACUGACAACGCAGAUCGACUGACGGAGAACUGCAGAAGCUGCGCCACUGAGUGUCUUCAGUACUUGAAGGAGCUCAAGUCCAAGGGCACCUUGCAAAAGGCCGACCCCGCCUCCAUUCAAGUCAUCAUCCACAAGAUCCUGCGCCUGGGCCAGGAGCUGCGACCAAAAGGCAUGGACGUCCGCCAGGAUGAACUGGGAGAUCUGGUUGACAAGGAAAUGGCCGCAACCUCUGCAGCCAUCGAGGAGGCCGUUCGAAGGAUUGAUGAAGUCAUGAAUCAGGCACGAAAGGACACGUCGGGAAUUAAACUGGAGGUCAAUGAAAGAAUCCUGCACUGUUGCACAGACCUCAUGAAGGCCAUCCGCAUGCUGGUCCUUGCCUCCACGGAACUGCAGAAAGAGAUUGUCGAGGGUGGCAGGGGUGCGGCCUCCAUCAAGGAGUUCUAUGCCAGGAACUCUCGCUGGACUGAGGGCCUCAUCUCUGCGGCCAAGGCCGUGGGCUGGGGAGCAACAGAGAUGGUGGAAUCUGCUGACAAGGUGGUGCUGCACACUGGCAAAUAUGAAGAGUUGAUUGUCUGCUCCCACGAGAUUGCUGCCAGCACAGCGCAACUGGUCGCCGCCUCCAAGGUAAAAGCAGACCGUCACAGCAAGCGGCUGACAGUGCUCCAGCAGGCCUCUCGCCUGGUCAACGAAAUGGCUGCCAAAGUGGUGGCCUCCACCAGGACAGGACAAGACGACCUGGAGGACAAGGAUCCCAUGGACUUCUCUGGUUUGUCGCUCAUCAAGUUGAAAAAAGAAGAAAUGGAGUCGCAGGUGAAGGUGCUGGAGCUGGAGUCUCAGCUGCAAAACGAGCGUCUACGUCUGGGCGACCUGAGGAAGCAGCACUACUCUCUGGCCGGCGUGCCCCUGGACCAGCUCCAGCUUGAUGACGGCGACCCCUCCUUGCUGGUGUCCAUGUCACCCAAGUUCAACAAGCCAGUGCUCAUGAAGAAGCCCAUGCUGGCCCAGAAGCCGAGCGUCCUGCUCAAGUCUCCGUUCAAAUGAGAGCAGAUGCACAGUGACCUCAUCGCCAUUGGAGACUGUAAAAUGCCUUAAGGGAAGAUGAGGAGGAAACCCUCAAGUUGCUCGCUGACAAUCCUGCUCUUCUAUUCAUAUUUGUUUUUUUCCAAAAUGGACCUGAACUGGAAUUAUUAUUUUUUUAUUAUUAUUAUUAAAAGUUGACGCCGAUACACUACAACAUUCCUUCGUUCUAUUUUAGCAUUUAGCAACACAAUCAACAAAAAGGGGAAUUUUGUGUUAAGUAUUUUGCAAAUGCUGCUUUGAGCAUAACAAUAAGGCUCUGGACCGAAGUCAUAUCUUUUCUAACCUUUUUUUUUUUGGGGGGGGGGGGGGGGACGGGACAUAACCUCCAUGGUGAACACAGUUUCAUCUUAUUUGCAAAACGUUAACUCUGUGGCUUUGGAAUGUACUGCACUGAUGAUUCAUUUAUAUUUAUCCUUAUUGAUCAUAACAAUAAUCCCUUUACAUUUAAAGCCAUCUGGUUGUGCAGCAUGUCCCAUUUAAGUGUAACAUCAAGCUCAUCUGGAAUGGGUUACACAUGUACUGUAGUUGCUUCUACAAUGAAUGUGGAGGUUUAUAACCUCUGGGAGUUUUUCCAUACAGGGUCCUUAUGAUAAUUAUUAAUUGCAUCCUUUUAUGCUGUUCUGUUUUCUUUGUAUAUGCUUUCAGAUCUAGUUGAAAAUAUAUUUUAGCAAAGGCCAGGGUGUUUCUCCUUGUACCAAGUGUUAAAUGUCCAGCAAACCAAAUAAAUGUUUAAUUUAG